Messenger RNA from Vitis riparia (riverbank grape), 795 nucleotides. RefSeq names its product protein SRC2 homolog. Lineage: Eukaryota; Viridiplantae; Streptophyta; Magnoliopsida; Vitales; Vitaceae. Bases 1 to 795 code for a protein of 264 amino acids. Gene Ontology annotation, biological process: defense response. The record is from RefSeq and is a predicted model, not a curated record. The transcript has a single exon.
AUGGAAGAACUCUGCAGAUCUUUUGACAUCACAGACCUUUCGGCAGAAGACCUAGAAGAUGUCAGGCUCAUCUUGAAGAUGAAGGUCUACGCCAUCGUCUCCAUCUCUGGCGACCCCUUCAUCGACCCCAACAGAUGGUACUCCACCGCCGUCGACUACCAAGGUAGGACAUGCCCCAGAUGGGACAACACCUUCUUCCACUUCACUCUCCAUGAUCCCUCCCUCUUCUCCAACCGCCUCCGCCUCAUGUUUAGAUUCUACUGCGAACGGACCUUCCACCACAACCGUUACAUAGGAGGAAUCACCGUUCCAGUCAAGUGCCUGUUCGACCUUGCCGGAGUGCUCGACUCCUUCUACCACGUCAGUUUUCCUGUGAAGCUCCCCUCAGGCGGUGAAAAGGGUUUUCUCAAGCUCUCCUUCCGGUUCGGGCAGUCCCUCCCUCGCAUCAUACGGCCGGCACCGCCAUGGCCGCCGCAGCAGCUGCCGAGAAACAACACCUUCAACCAUGAAGAGCCACCUCAACUUUACAGUGGGUACCCUUCAAACGACCCCUGCAGUUACAUCCAUAGCCGUCAACAAGCCUGCAAUUAUGAUGAUCAACGCAAUGAUCUUCACACAAAUCAGGUCCAGUGCGCUUCAUAUAAUUUCCGGUCAUGCAGUCUUCCAAGCGCACCGAGCUACGACCAAAUUAAUUCUAGCGGGUCUUUCCCGAGUUCCUUUAAACAUUAUCCAGAUAGCGAUAAAGAUGACGCAUAUUACUCUUCUGGUUCAUACGAUGAUGAAGCCGACCGGUGA